Pecten maximus is the source of this 8328-nucleotide messenger RNA. Its product is annotated as store-operated calcium entry regulator STIMATE-like. Lineage: Eukaryota; Metazoa; Mollusca; Bivalvia; Pectinida; Pectinidae. The record is from RefSeq and is a predicted model, not a curated record. The transcript is spliced from 7 exons. Gene Ontology annotation, cellular component: membrane. The coding region runs from base 269 to 1129 and encodes 286 amino acids.
CAUGCCAACUUCUAACACAUGGUGCUGCUUCCUGUUUUGUGAAGAUGAAGUAUAUUCAAGAUGAUAAUUGAUUAUUUGAUAAACAGAUUAAUACAUACCAAAUCAAUGGUAUGGCAAGUAAGGUGACACGUCUCCAUUACACAUGUUUUGACGGUAUGAAAAGUUAAAAAUUGCUGCAAAGCAUUCGACGGCUCGGCUGCAUAUCUGCUCGAUAACAAAUUUGACACUGACAGUUCGUUGUGUUUGAGUCAGAGUGUAUGAACUGAAUAUGUCGGUCGUAGCAACGAAUUCUAAUUUAAAUCAUAGUGAUCUUGUGAACGAGAACAGAUUAAAUAUGGAUGAUCAUUGCAACACAGGAGAUUUGAUGGGACCGCUGGGACUACUGGUUCAAGCCGUUUUGGCCUUCCUAGCCUUCACUUCACUAAUAGUAAAACGAUACUGUGAGCCAAAAUAUGAACGUAGACCUUGGAAGAUAUGGACUUUUGAUACAUCGAAACAAGCUCUUGGAGCAAUGGUCAUUCAUUUUGCUAAUGUCCUGCUGGCAGAUAUUUUCCAAGGUGAUCCAUGUACAUGGUACUUUAUCAGUUUUAUGCUGGACUCUACCAUAGGUCUAUUUGUGGUAUACUUAGGUUUAAAAAUGACCCAAAUUGUUGUCAAAAAAUACAAUUACCAGUCACUAAAGUUUGGAGAAUAUGGGAAUCCUCCGGAGUGUAAUGCUUGGGUAGGGCAGUGUGGACUAUACAUCUUAGUCAUGAUCCUAGAAAAGUUCCUAAUGACUCUCUUGGUGCAGUUUGACUUCUGGAAAGAUGUGCGGUCAUUUCUGAUGUCUCCUGUGAAGGACCCUCAUGUAGAACUCAUCAUUGUAAUGUUCAUCAUACCACUGAUUGUUAAUGCUUUUAUAUUCUGGGUGGUUGACAACUUCCUGAAGAGAGAAAUGAAAGGAACGAAAAGGAUUUAUGUGAGUGACAAUGAUCCGUCAGUAAAGUUCUACAAAACGACAGAACAGGUGCGAUGUUACAACCGAAUUGAAAAAGCUGAGGACUUUAUAGAAUCAGAUCUGCUGGUGUCAACAGAUGAAGAAGGAGAGGCCAGGCGCAGGGUAGACGGGACAGAACAUCUAAUCACAUAGUGCGAUCUCCUGAAAUGUCAUUCAUCACAGCUUUUUGUUACGUGAUACAGCAUGCCUUCACUACAAACAAUGACCCUUUCCCAAGAUAAAAUAAAGCUUAACUCUUGAGAGGUAAAAUAGUUUUAACACCAAAUUUGAACUAUAGAUUGCAUAACAGAUUUAAUGAAUAGAAGUUCACUAUAUUUUAACCAGCACCUACAACUAAGUUACAUUAAAUACUUUGUCUUAUAAGACAUACCCCAUGGUGUGAUAGAUAUCUUUACAUCGUGGACUACAGAUUCUAUUUGGACAGGUUCUGUAUUUUAGUAGGCUAUACAUUGUGUUCAACAAUCAAAGCAUUGGUACAAAGAAGUAGAACAGUCCCACAGACAUAGUAGGGUUGGUUCUCAUCAGGAUUUGUUUUUCAAAUUUGAUUUUUCAUUUAGAAGAACAAUAAUUUCUCGUAAAUUAGCUGAGUUUGGUCAUGUAUUUUCAAUGGUCACUCUUACUUGUAAACAUCCGCCAGGACACUCACACCUGUACUGUAUCAUACAUGUAGUUCAAGAAAUGCCAAAUAUAUUUUGAGUUUUUCAUGCAUUUUAUAUCCAGUGGAAUUUUUAUAUUCACACUUUUUCUAUUGAACUGUUAAAACAAUAUUUGAGGUUUUAAUCCCAUGAGACAAGCUACAAAAUGAAAAUAACAAACAUGUGUCAUAGAAUUAUACGGGAAUGGGACCAACAUUCUGUUAUUUUACCCAUCAGUGUACAGGCUCAUUGUAAUACCUAGAUUAAAGUCUUAUAACUGAAAAAUAAAAUCACUGGUACCAGUAUCAAAGAUAUUGUAUAUAUUAAAGAAAAAAUACCUAAAACCUUAGCACAGUGGGCCUCUUUUGAUUUUACACCUAACUUGCUGCCAGCAUAAUCAAUUACAGUUCCUGGUCCUUUUUACUAAACAAGUCUUUAUUGUAUUUAUAUACGAUUUACACUUUUCAGCAAAUCCUUUUUUAACAUCGAAAUUAUGCUGGACUAUAAGUGUACCGAGAUGUGAUCUACUAGUGGCAAAAUUAUUCUGGAACCUCUAUUAUCUUCUACUUAUUAUCAAGAUACUAAAUCCUCUCCACGGAAUUAUUUCAAGAUCAGACAUUUCAGGGUUGUGUGUCAGGCUUCAUUUGUAAAAUCAUCAUCUUCAUUCAUUUAUAUAUUUAUUUUACACCUCAUUGUAAACAUUGACAAUAUUCUAUUUGUGAUAUUAAGUAUUGUAUGUUGCCUUGUGUGCUUAAACCAGACAUGCCUCUAUCUCAUUGAUUUAUUUCAUUGUUCUAUCUCAUUGUUCUAUCUCAUUGUUCUCUGUCAUAACAUCAUGUAAACAUCUUGUAAGUACUACUAUAUUGUUAUCUGGAAGACAUUUUUGCAGUUCACCCUGCUUUUUGUGUAUGUUAAAAUGAUAUGUAUGGUUGUGCAUAAUACAACUGACAGAAGACAUUACCAAAGUGAGGAUUACAACAAUAAUUCUAUUAUAGUGUGUAUAAGGCCGUUCUAUAUAUCUACGAGAUUUGAUGCUCUAUUUUAAUGAAACACUUAUAUACAUUUAUACAAUAUAUUUGAUGAUUAAAUACACAUAUUCAUAUCUAUUGAACCAAAAUGAUAGUUGUAACAUUAAUUGCAUUGUAAGAUACAGGGCCUGAUUGUUAUUGCCAAUAAUUGGACCGAUAAGACAGCUUUAAUCCAAUAACUGAAUGCAAUAAACAAGUUAAUGCAUAUUUUCAAUAUAUUUUAGGUACAUGUUUUUUACUACAAAUUAUGCAUCUCAUACUUGAGAGUCAUCAACAUGGAUAUUUCACAAAACGAAAAAAAAUAUGUUUUCAUGUGAUGUGCCGAGCAAAAUACCUAGAAGUCAUUGUAUUGUACUACAUGUACUUUGUAGAAAGAGAGAAAAAUAUGGCCAGGAACUUCAAGUAUUAUUAUUUCAUUAAAGAUAGAUACAUUUUAAACCAAUAUUCAAGUAAAUGUUGUUGGAAUGUGUUCUGUCUUUAAUGUUAUUUAAGAUUUUUCUUUUUGAUUUGAUAUAUGUGUGUAUCUUAUUUUGAACUUAGACAGAAAUAUCAUAAUGUGCUGUAUCACCUAAUUAGAAUAAUCUAUCAUUUUAAUCUAUAUUUAACUUGCAUUAAAGUAAUACAUAUGCUUGUUAUUAUUACAUAUAUUUGUAAGUAUUACAUAUGUUUGUAAGUAUUUACAAAGAUAUGCAAUACAUGUUCUUACAAAUGUGUUGUACUACAUACAUUUGUAAGUACAAUACGUAUAUUCCACAUCUUUGUAAGUAUUACAUAUAUGUGUAAGAACAUUUUAUUACAUACAUUUAUAGGUACAUAUAUUACAUACAUUUGUAGGAAUAUGUAUUACAUAAUAUGUAAGUAUUACAUACAUUAAUUUAUUUGUACCUCAUUUGGAUUUUCUAUAAAAAUAGAUAAGCUUUCUUUUUGCUUAAAGUACCACUUCAUGUAAGAGAUUCUUAUAAAUAGUGAGUUUUAAAUCACCAGGUAUUGUUUUUCUGAUCACAUGUGUGUGGGAUCGCGUACAAAUCCAGGAUUUUCCUUUGUUAUAUAAUAUUUAUAUCCAAUGCCAAAAUUCAUAUUUUUUUUCAGGGACUUAUAUUUUGAAAUUCAUUUCUGUAUGCCUAAUGUAUAAUGAACAAUGUAUAUGAAAUAGUUUUAUCACAGUUUGAUAUAUCAUAUUUAUUUCCUGUCAAAUUGUAUCCAUCAUUACCAAAAUAUUAUAGCUUUUGGUUUUAUCAUAAUUUUUUAUAGAAAUAUAUUUACAAUGUAGCAGAUGUAAUACACUGAUUAUUCUGUUAAAAUUUUUAGGUCACCUGAGACACAGUCUCAAUUGACCUAUUGCGAUCGUCUUUUGUCCUGCGGCAUCCAGCGCCUGUUGUGCGUCGUAAACAAUUUACAUUUUCGACUUCUUUUCCAAAAACCGCUGAACCAAAUUCAGUGAAAUUUGGCAGGAAGCUUCUAUGGUCAAAUGUCAACCAAAAUUGUUAAUUAUAUGGUCCCCACCUCCCAGGGGCCAGAGGAAUGGUGCCAAAAAGGGUCAAAUUGACUAAAUCUUCUUCUCAAUUUCCAGAUAUGGUAGAAUCAAAUACUCACCACAGAUAGAAAGGUCCUAAGGUGCUUUAUCAAAAUUGUGAAUUUCAUGACCUUGGGGUCACAUAUUUGCCCCUGGGGAGGAGGUACCAUUUACUCUAGUAUAUAUUGAAAUCCCAUUUUUGACUAUCAUUUGUGUCAUAUUGAAAUUAUCAGUUUUGGAAGGCAGUUUGCUGGUAUGCAAUUAUUGGUCCCCAGCGGCUGAUUGGCGGGGUCAAAAAGGGUCAAAUUUACAGAAAUAUUUCAAAACUCAGGUGGUGACCGUAAGGGCCCAUGGGCCUCUUGUUAUUUUUAGAUUCUUUGGAAGAAAAUCCAUUCAUGAGACUUAUUCUAAUGCUUAUAAUCAAACAAUUUUUUUUUCAUUAUUUCUAUGUAAUCGUUGAAUUUCAUUGAUAUAGCAUGAUAAUUAAUUUUUAUUUAAAAGUUGGUUGGUUGCUACCAGUUAAAAAUGUAUGACGUGAUUUUGUUACUUAUGAGAUAAUCUCUGGUCUAAAAACAUGAUGUUCUCUGUGUAUCACUAUCACUGCCCUUACUAUACAGAUAAGUCAUGGUAAAAUACAUUUCUGUUAUGGUACAAACAUAACAGUUCGUGUAUUAAAAUUGCUUUUAAUAUAAAAUGUUUAAUUUUGACACUGAACGAUAUGUAUUUUGUUUGGUUCUUCCUUAAUUCUGAUGAUUUUGGCAUGUUUUGCAGAUUUAUUGUUUUAAAGUUAUGACCAAAUGCUAAAAACCUUGUCUCUCAGUGACUUCUAUUUAGUGGACUUAAUGUAUUACAGUAUAGAUAUAUAACAUGGUGCAAACCUGUUUUAUGUCUGACAGUCUGAAGGACUGGUAAGCUUCUUCCAUGGCACAGCAUCCGUCAAACUGUUUGUUUAAAUCACUUCUAGUCAGGGAGGGGAACAUUUUGAAUACAUUGUUGCUCUGGACUCUCUGGGCAGGACGUGUGUGUUCCAGUGGGAGAAAUAGAGGUCAUUUCUUUUAAUUGCUGCUUGUGUUUAAAUACCCAGGUGAACGAUACAGGCCCCUUGGACCUCUUGUUGAAUGUUCAAAAGUUAGUGACAUAAUAUUUGCACAAUGACAUUGUCAUUUUGGAAUAAAACAAAGAGUAGAACAACUGACAAAUAGUCCUAUGUUGGAAGUAAUAGGCACAACUUGAAACUGAAGAAUGCAAGAUUCUUGCCACUAAUGGUUGCCAGUGUCCCAGAAUAGUCCGCGAGUAGUUAGAUAACGGGCUUCCUGUAGUGAGUAUGGAGUAGGUUUACUGAGUUAGUCCCAAUACUUAGUAUGUCACAGAUCAUACAACAUGUAUCUUCUAAAGUGUCACAGAUCAUACAACAAGUAUCUUCUAAGGUGUCACAGAUCAUACAACAUGUAUUCCCUUCUAAAGUCUUUUGCAGAUGUAGCAUGGUUGGUGACAUUGUUGAUAUUUUAGGAAUUGUUAUUUAGAUGGCCAAGUACUUUCAAACUUUGUGUUUUCUUGUCUGAGUUGUUUAUGAUAUAGCAGCUUGUAAAUAUGCAGUCUAUCACAUAUCUAGUGUGUAACAGUGUGUAUUUGACAGUCCUACAGCUUCUGUGAAUACAGUGGACAAUAUAUGUUUUCAUUAUGACUAAUUAUAUUGAAUCUUUCUUUGGAAUUUUACUUACAAAAAUAUAUAAAGACAUGAUUUAUGUUAAAAUAUUCAUGUUACAAAACAUUAGAAUUCAAUGAAAAUGUUUUGAAGAGAAUUUUCCAACGAAAAUCUGACUGAGAUUUAGCCUGUACAACUGUUUGUAACAGUGGCCUAAAUGUAUCAUACCUUUCCAUGUACAUGUACUUAAUUUUAUUGAAUCUUCUGACACUAGAUUUACGAAAGUUAUAGGUACGAAAUUUUCCUUACCUAAGAAUAAUUGAGAUGAAGGCUUUAAUUGAGGUUAAGGAAAAUUUACAUAUUUUUAAGUCCUUGACUAAAAUAAUGUUAUCCUGUAGGAAGUAUAAAGGGAAUGUUACACUGAUAUUUUUGUUGACAAUCAAAGCUUUAUGUCACUGCUGUAUCUAUCCAUGCUGCUACUAAUGCUUUAUGAUUAAUCCUUAUCCUCCCAUGUACACUGUGAUUAUGCUGGACAAUGCUUAUAAAUUUAACAAAGUUACCACUUUUAGCAUAGUGUAAUUGUGUGUGGUAUCCUGUAAUCAUACACUAAACAAUUUAUUCUGUUGGUAUAUACAUACUAUAAUGUCCUUAUAUAUACCUGAAGAAUACAUUCAAAUUUCCUGUUACAUUAAGUAUAUGAAAUAAUUUAUUUAUAAUCUGCUUUGAAAAGGGAACAUGAAGUAUAACUUGACUGCUAGGAUGAUUAUAAGUAUCAAUUUGUCCAGUUAGUUUUUGUGAUGGUUAUAUCUGGGCCUUGGUGGUCUCGAUCAUCUUGAUGGUUAUUUCUGGCCUCGGUGGUCUCAAUCAUCUCAAUGGUUAUAUCUGGCCUUGGUGGUCUCGAUCAUCUCGAUGGUUAUAUUUGGCCUUGGUGGUCUCAAUCAUCUCGAUGGUUAUAUCUGGCCAUGGUGGUCUCGAUCAUCUCGAUGGUUAUAUCUGGGCCUUGGUGGUCUCGAUCAUCUCGAUGGUUAUAUCUGGCCAUGGUGGUCUCAAUCAUCUCAAUGGUUAUAUUUGGCCUUGGUGGUCUCGAUCAUCUCGAUGGCUAUAUCCUGCCCUCGGUGGUCUCGAUCAUCUCAAUGGUUAUAUCUGGCCCUCGGUGGUCUCGAUCAGCUCGAUCGUUAUAUCUGGCCCUCGGUGGUCUCAAUCAUCUCGAUGGUUAUAUCUGGCCCUCGGUGGUCUCAAUCGUCUUAUUUAGGUUGACAGAGCAAAUAAAAUUUGAAUCACAAAUCAUGAUUUGGCUUAAAUGACAAACAGAUACAUGACUAAACUAAUUAACGAUGAUUUAACUGGAAGUAGAUGGUAGUGACCUUGACCUUGUAGUAUGAACUGGUUGGAAGUACAAAUGUGACAUUGAUUGACUUUGACUGGUGUUUAAGGUGAAGGUGUUGUAGGAUAUUUACAGUAGAGCAUUCUUGCACAUCAUCAGUUGUUAAGUUGUUGCUUCACCAUCCGGCAGAGUGAAACAAAAGGAAGUAGCUCUGAUGGAUCAGGAUGGCAGUAUAGCAAGGCUAAUGGAUACUUGUGAGAAUAUGAUAAUGAUAUUUUUCAGAUUUAUUGUGAUCAGUGUUUUGGGUGAAUAAACACCAGAAGUGAUGAUGUAACUACAAUUUAUGUACAUUGAAUAGGAAAUAGAAUAAAAUAAUGAUAUUGAGAGGUUGGGUGAAAUGUAUGCUUGUUUGAAAAUUUGAAAUGAAAGUACAAAACAAAUUACUGUAUUUCAAAACUAUAUUUUGUGAUUAGCUUUAAAUUUGACUACAUAAUUAUGUAUUAAAUGUGUUGGACUUGUUGAUUUUCAACCUAUUUACAUACUGUAAGUAGGAAGUAGGCUUAACACUAGUCACUACAUCUGUUAUAAUAAAAGGCAGUAGCUAUAUAGGCAGUAGGUGAUCCAAGUGUAUCAAUGGAGAUUUUCUCUAAAGAAAGUCUUUACAGCCAUGUAGAAUAAUAAUGAUGUAUUACAGAAGGAAUCUGUAUUAUGUAGUUGUGAAUCUUAGAAGAAUGGAGAAGAAAACCAUCUUCAUGACCUAAUUGUGUAUUCUGUGAAUUUAGAUACAUUGUGUGUACCAUAUAUGUCUUAAUCAGUCAAAGAGAAAUGUAUGUACAUGUAGCAACUGUAUAAAUAAUACUAAUUAGACAAGUUUUCAUUCACUGUUUUAUGAGAAGUGUUAAAUAAAACAAAAAGCAUUUUUCUCAAUUCACGAUUUUCAUGAUUGAAAAUUAAAGAGUUCAAACCAGAGAUGGUGAAUUGUUUUUAGUGACUGGAGGUAUAUGGAUUUCUGGUUCAGUAAAAUUAUGUUUGAUUGCAGUGUGUGAUAUGUAACUAUUGAAAUACAUGUAAAGUAAGAGGUCAGAGUUCAUUGGAAUGUGUUGUCUUGGCAAGAUGAUGAAAUGAAAUGAUCACUUAAAAAGAUUAUUUCAUUAUAUGAAAAAGAAUAAAUGAUAAAUGCAUUUAU